Metopolophium dirhodum (rose-grain aphid) is the source of this 2493-nucleotide messenger RNA. RefSeq lists its product as uncharacterized. Lineage: Eukaryota; Metazoa; Arthropoda; Insecta; Hemiptera; Aphididae. The coding region runs from base 402 to 1550 and encodes 382 amino acids. The transcript has 7 exons. The record is from RefSeq and is a predicted model, not a curated record.
AAACCAUACUGUCGGUGGCGCACUGGCCACUGGCGCUUAUUAUAAUAUAUAAGAACACAAUUUCACGUAUUCUUUAACUUCUUGGACGAAAUUCUGUAUCCAAAUCGUAGCGCAUUUACCAGUCAUUGCCUUUACAUUAGUGAGUUUCGACUUCUGUAAUUUUGCAUCCUUCCCACUAUCGAUUGUUGUAAAUUCUGUAAUAAUUCAAAUUUAUCUUUUUCGUAUUAUUGUAAUAGAUUACAACUGCCGAUUGCAAUACAUUAAAUAUUAGAACAUUUGCUUAUACCUAUUACCUAUAAAUAUAUUAAUAACAACAUAUCUCAGCGCCGUCAUUACAUUUUUUUAAAGCAACACCACUAUUUCAUUAGCCCUAUAAAGGAAGUACAUUUCCAUUAAUAACAAUGCCUAAGAAGAAAAUAAUUCAUCAUGAUGAACCUGUACCCGUGAGACCUCAUAGAAAUAUGAAAGCCAAAGUAGUGUUUGAUCCAUCUGAUAAUCAUAUACCAAAGAAGAGAGCUAAAUAUUCUUUUAAAAAUGAAAAACCUAUAGAAGCUAGUACUGUAAAAAAAACUACAAAUGUUAAAACUCGUGUUAAAAAAAGAAAACCAGUUACCACAAAAUCAAAAAUUCCUCCGGUAACCGAAUUAUUAGAUGGUUUGUCAAUUGAAAACAAUACUAAAUCUCCAGUAGUUUCACCUACAAAUUCUCCAGUAAAAAAAAUUGUUGAUGCUGAAGAUCCUCCAGAUAGUUGUUUUAUUUGUUUAACAAUUUCAGGAAAGUCAGAAUUAGUUGACUGUACAAUUUGUUCGAUCAGAGCUCAUAGACACUGUUUAAUAGUUAAUGAGCCCAUGUGGAAAUUCAAAUUAGAUUUAGGUCCUUGGCUCUGUAAAGAAUGCAGAAAACAAAAUUGUUGCAAAUGUCUCAAAGAUGAUUCCCGGUCGAAGAUACAGCGUCGCUGCAUAACUUGUGAAGUUGGUUUACAUUCCAUGUGUUAUGAAUCAUGUGAUAUUAAACCAUUACAUAAAUUAGAAACCGAUAUGUAUGUAUGUAUCCCUUGCAUGACUUUGGCUACUCAAAUAAACCCAGAAGAAGAAGAAGAAGAAGUAGUUGAAGCAGUUGAAACAGUUAAAGCAGUUGAACCAGUUGAAGCAGUUGAACCAGUAAAUGAUGUUAUUAAAGAUGACGUCGAGUCACACACCUCAAGUAUUGUGUCUAUAUCAUCUGACGAAUAUGACUCAGAUUCAAAAAGUAAUGGAUCUUAUAGUUGUUCAUCGGACAAUGAAAAAUAUGAUGCAUAUAAAAAUAAUAAUAUUCCGAAUAUAAUAAAAUGGAAUAAAGAUCAAGUGUUUGAAUAUUUAGCAGAUCUUUUACCCCAAGAAAUUAUUGAUCAAAUAAUUAAAUAUGAUCUUGAUGGACGUGCUAUACAAUUACUUCAACGGAAUGAUAUCGUAUCAAACAUGGGUUUGAAACUUGGACACGCCAUGAAAUUUUACAAACAAGUGCGAAUUUUACAAUCGCAAAGUACUUUCAGUCGCAUAUUUUGGGAAUAAUCAUAAUUACACCUAACAUCCGCUUAUCAUUGAAUGAUUUAAUAUUGUGUUCUUGUUUUUUUUAUAUAUAUAUAUAAUAUAAUUAUAGUAGGUUUAGUACCCGUCCUUUAUAAAUGUUAGAAACAUAAUUGCAAUUAGAUACUAUACAAAAUACUCUAUGUUUACCAAUAGAGAAAUGUACUUGCUUAGCUAAUUUUAUAUAAAAAUCUAUAAUUGUAAAUAUUUUAGUUUUGGCUUCAUAAAUGUUUAUAAUGUGUGAUAUAAAUAAUGAUGAAAAUAAUUAAAACAUACUAUAGUGGCCAUAGCUCGACUAUGUACAUAAUCAUUGUUAAACUAAAAAAAAACCUAUAAUAAUAGUUCACUAUAGGUACACGAAAUACAAAAAUAUGUAAUUAACAAUAAUAUACUUUAUAUAUUUAAAUAUCCUAUAUUUUAAAUAAUAUUACUACCUACAUUCUACAACCUGAUUGUGUUUAUAAUAAAUAGUAUCCAUGUUAAUCGUAUAAUAUAUAGGAUAUUAAUAUUGGUAUAUUUUAUAGGCAUAUAAUGUACAUUUAUAUAUAUAUAUAAACAUUUUUAAAACUAGCUAUCAUUGUAAUUGUGUUAUAUUAUUUACUUGUACAUUAAUACAUUUUCAGUGCUUGAAUUGAAAGUACACAAGCGGGUUGGAGACCCUGUUCUUUCUAAAUAUAUUUAUAUGUACCGUACCUCUUCUAACUAUAUUUUAAUCAAUAAGACAUUAUAAACCUUAGCAACCACCUUCUAAUUGUUCUCUAUUCAAGCACUGCACAUUGUUGAUAUUAUGCUGCAUUGCCUGUUUCUGUAUCACAUUCUUUAAACGUUUGUAGUCUGUACCUUAUAGUUAUACUUAUUAUUGUAAUAUUAUUUAUUUUUGUCUAAAAAAGAUAUGUCAAAGAAAUAACCUAAACGUUUUAAAAUAGUA